AUGGAUGCAACAAACGUAUAUGAGGCAGAAAGGACCGUCCUCAUCGCUGGUGCUGGAGUGACUGGUUUAACACUUGCACAGGGAUUGAAAAUGCUGCUACCGGCCGAGAUAUGGGUGCAAAUACAGUCGGUACACGUAGACCCGCACCAGCCCGUGCGAGAGAAAGACGAAAUCCAGAUCCUCAAUGGCAAGACGGGAGAAAAGAUCUACGGCAUCCCUGUCGAGCGGUUCUACCGGGCACGCCGCGAGAAAUACCGCAGCUUGCUGGCGCAUGGACUGGAUGUUCGCUUCGGCAAAAGUCUUGAGAGCUUCCGAGAGGAGAAUGACAGGGUGGUUGCGAGGUUUGAGGAUGGCACAGAAGUGACUGGCAGAAUGCUCGUGGGUGCCGACGGGGCGCGGUCGAAGCUUCGCAGGCUCCUUCUCGGGCCUGGGCCUGGCUCGGUCAACCGUCUUCCAUUUGCAGCCAACUUUGUGCAAGCCCGCUACACAGCCGCGCAAAUGAAGCAGCUGCUCGCCGUGCAUCCAAUAUACCUGGGAGCUAUUCACCCGGACGGCCGAUUCGGCUUCUUCGGCAUGCACGAUGUGCGCAACCCGGCAGACCCUGCGAGCUGGACCAUCCUUUUCUAUAUCUCGUGGCCAGCCACACCGGAAGAGUUGGUCGAGAUGGCAGACUGGACGAACGCACAGCACCUCGCCAAACUUAAGAGUCUGGCGAGCGGGUGGUGCGAUCCGUGGAAGAGUGCGGCCGAGUGGUUGCCGGAUGAGCAACCGAUCUGGCACAUGGGGCUCACAGAUUGGGAUCCUGGCAUGGAGGGCCACCAGUGGGAUAGCCGUGGCGGAAAGGUUACGUUGACAGGAGACGCGGCGCAUCCGAUGACUUAUCAGCGCGGACAAGGGCUCAAUCAUUGUGUCACUGAUGUCUGGGAGCUGGUGCAAGCGGUCAAGUCUUUCAUGACAGCAGAAAAGACGCAAGUGGAGGCUAUAGAUGCAUUUGAAGACGAGAUGGUAAACAGAGCGGGCGAAGAAGUUCGCGUCUGUACCGUGAAUAGUGCCAUGCUGCAUGACUGGGCCAAGUUUUCCGAAAGCAUGCUCUUGAAGAUUGGACUGAAGCAGCGAUGA
This is a messenger RNA of Aplosporella prunicola CBS 121167, 1119 nucleotides long. RefSeq lists its product as uncharacterized. The record is from RefSeq and is a predicted model, not a curated record. NCBI's taxonomy places the organism in Eukaryota, Fungi, Ascomycota, Dothideomycetes, Botryosphaeriales, Aplosporellaceae. Gene Ontology annotation, molecular function: FAD binding. The transcript is spliced from 4 exons. The coding region runs from base 1 to 1119 and encodes 372 amino acids.